AUGCCCAAGAAAGGUGGCAAGAAGAAGAACAAGGGCGGCAAGGGCCCCGCGGCCGCCGCUGCAGACAAGGUCGCCGACACCGCAAAGACCGUCGUCCAGCCCGGUCAUGAGGUCGAGGACAAAGUCAUGUACGGUGAAGGCAAGGGCGAUAGCGUCCCCGAGACUCCCGCUGCCGCGACGCAGGCUCCCGAAGGCGCUGCUCCCGAGCUCAGCACCAAGACGCCCGAAACGGCUGUCCCUGCUGUGACCGAGACCAAGCAGGCCGAACAGGAGGCUGCUGAGGCCACCCCCAAGGAAAAGGACACCCUGCAAGAAGCCGUGGAUAAAGCUCAGGCCUCCAAGGCCGGUCAGAUCGGCAAGGUGGACGGAGGUGAAGGCGAGGGAUCUGCUGUUCUCCCCGAGACCACCUCCAAGGAACCCUCCGUCCCCGCCGCGACCUACCCUUCCACCUCCGAGACUGCCGCCGAGGAGUCCGCCACAUCGACAGCGCCCACGACUGGAGCUGUCGCGGGCACAUCUACCUUGAAGCCCUCGGAGCCGACGGCGGCUGCCGAGACCCCGGUUGAUGUGGAUGCGCACGCGAAGCGUCCGUACGAGAAACCCAUCUUCUCAUCUGACGAGACCAAGCCGCCCAAGAUGGCCAAGCACGAGGAGGAACAGGCUCGCGCCAGCGCCGCUCUAGACAAGAAGACCCUGGCUGGUGCGGGGCCUGCUUCGACAGCCGCCUACACAACCCCGGAGCCGGUUCCCGUUAAGAAGCCUGAGGAGAAGAAGGUCGAGGAGAAGAAGGUCGGGGAGAAGAAGGUCGAGGAGAAGAAGGCCGAGGAGAAGAAGGACGGCAAGACCAAGGCCGAUGGCAAGGCUUCGCCGCAAGCCGUCGCUGCUGCUGCUGCGGCUGUCUCUUCCUCCAAAGGGCCGGAGAAGACCGGUGCUGCUGCUCCCGAAGCUGAGCUGAAGCAGCCUGAGCCGGCGCUGAAGAAGGGUGAAGAACCCAAGGCCCAGGCGCCCACGACGGAGGCCGUCAAGGAAGAGUCCGCCAAGGCGAAGGAGGCGGAUGCAAAGGAGGAGCCCAAGAAGACCGAGGCGGCCGCCGCUGCUGAAGCUGCCGAGAAGAAGAAGGGCGGAUUCUUUGCCCGCCUGAAGCGGAUGUUCAAAUAG
Molecule: messenger RNA, 1158 nt
Organism: Penicillium riverlandense
Lineage: Eukaryota; Fungi; Ascomycota; Eurotiomycetes; Eurotiales; Aspergillaceae
Exons: 3
Coding region: 1-1158 (385 amino acids)
Source: RefSeq, a predicted model, not a curated record